AUGAUCAAGUUUCAAAAAGAAUUGUGUAUUACAAAUAAGGAUCGAGGAGAUUCCUUCACAACUUAUAAAACAUUUUCAAUGAAGUCAACUAAGCUGAUUGGUAUUCUCCGAUCACUCAUAUCCAAUGGUACUGAUCAUGAUCAUGCAAUAGUAUAUCCUGAAUUAGGAGUACAUGUUGUAGUUGCAUUGAUAUUGAUAAUCAUCAGUAUCACACUUAUGUUGAUUAUGAUGUUCAGUAAAACGCUUUGGCAAUAUAAGAAAACCAUGACUACAUUAAUCACCAUAACAAGUCUGUUAUGGUGUUUUGCCAUCUGUAUAGCAUUCGCUUAUUUACUUCCAGAAACCAAGUACAUCGUACUCAUUAUCUGUAUUGUAUUGAAUGCCUUAGCAGUUACGCUUGGAAUAACAAUCCGCCAGCUUAAGAAGUCAGUGUCUAUACUACUUUUUAUCAUGUCAAUGAUGAUCGAUUUGAUAGGAACAGUGCUGUUUUAUCUUUCAAUAAGCAUCGCACCUAUACGCAAUUUUCAAGCCCUAGCUGAGAUUUGCUGGUGUGCAGGUGCAUGUAUCAUAACCUUCAUUACAAUUAAUUCUUUGUGA
Messenger RNA from Trichobilharzia regenti, 597 nucleotides. The record is from the annotation of a GenBank genome assembly. Lineage: Eukaryota; Metazoa; Platyhelminthes; Trematoda; Strigeidida; Schistosomatidae.